Messenger RNA from Ambispora gerdemannii, 2223 nucleotides. The record is from the annotation of a GenBank genome assembly. Lineage: Eukaryota; Fungi; Glomeromycota; Glomeromycetes; Archaeosporales; Ambisporaceae.
AUGGGCGGGAUUACUCUCUUGCCAUUGUUAAUUCUAUCAAUACUUUUCGUCUUCUAUAUUCAGUAUCGUUUCCUGCCCGAUAAAUCAACCACGAUAAAGUUCGAUGUGACAUCGCCAGAAGAAAUACAGAAUCAGAGUAAUGUCAUUAAUGACCAGGCGCAUACACGAAAUAAAGGCGACGACAAUGCUAAUUUGAAUAAAGUUGGUUGGUUACGCGUAACAAGAGAAUAUCAAAGCGUCAGAGGCGCACCGAAUUCUGGAUCGUCUUUUGGUAAUAUGAUGAGACAGGGAAUAUAUUCAUUUAUGGAGGGGAAAAAUGGACUACCAAAACGACCAAAGGACUCUUAUUUUGCCGUAUUAAAGUAUAAUACACUUUUCAUGUACGAGAGUGAAAAUCAAACGGAAUGCAAGGGUAUAAUUAUUGUUUCACAUCACGACGUUUCAAUAUACCCCGACCGUUUACCGGACAAUGAAAUCUAUUUGAAAGUGAAUUCAAUUCGUCUGACGAAAAAACAAUCGAUUUGUGCCGAUAUGGAGAAAGACACCGACAAUCGUGAUUAUUAUCUAUUUUGCGACGUCGGUGUCGAUAAGGAAGACUGGUAUUUUGCAUUGCAAAAAUCUUCGAAACUGAAAUCAAAUUCACCAGGACCGCAGCCACAAGUUGUCCGAGACAAGGCUCAAUUCGAUCAAUCAGCCAUGAGCGAUCUAUUAAAGACGAUUCAUUCAGACGACGAACAUUACAAAACUCAGUGGCUCAAUGCCAUUCUUGGUCGAAUUUUCUUGGGAGUUUAUAAAACCCAAACAGUACAAGAUUAUUUUGUGAAGAAGUUGGUAAAAAAGAUAAAGAAGGUGAAAAAACCCGGUUUCUUAGGCGAUAUUCACAUCAAAUCGGUGCACGUCGGAAGUGGUGUCCCGCUCAUUACUAACCCAAAAUUAGUGGAUCUUGCGCCAAACGGUGACCUAAGCGUCGACAUGAAUCUUGAUUACACUGGAGGUUUCCGAGUCGAAAUCGAAACGGAAGCAAUAAUAUCCGUGUCACUUUCAAGAUUCAAACCAAUAAAAGUGCCAUUAGUACUCGCGGUAGUUUUAAGAAGGCUUCAAGGAAAAUUAUUGCUACGCAUCAAAGCACCCCCUUCAAAUAGGAUUUGGAUGGGUUUCCAUGAAAUGCCAAAGCUGGACUUGCUAAUUGAACCUGUCGUUUCCGCAACACACUUGAAAUUCUCAAUGGUCAUCAAAGCUAUCGAAUCUAAAAUUCAAGAGAUGAUUAUGGAAUCAUUAGUAUUACCAAAUAUGGACGAUACUUCUUUCUUUAUGAGUUCUGGCAUGGGUGGAAUUUAUGAAGGAGACGAGAAAGCAGAUAAAAAUCAUUCAUUAAAGCCACCUGGAGAUAUAAAUCAGACAGAUUCUGUAAAACAAUCACAUCCGAAAACCGAACCUGUAGAUGAAGCAGCAUCUCCAUUAGUUUCGAAAAAAAGAUUAAAAUCCAAGUCAUUGUUACCCGAGUCAGUAAACACGAACAUUCAUUCAUCUAAACCCUCAUCAAUAUUAACUAAAGGGCUUCCGUCAUUCAACGAUGACUCAACAUUGGUGAAAAGUGCUCCAGUUUCCUUGGAUGCAGUUAAUGCUCUCGAUCCUUCAAAUGAUCCUUAUUUAGCGGAUCCUCCAUCGUCAGCUCCUUCAAAAUUUGAAAGAUGGUCACGAUCUGUUUCUAUUCGUCGAAGAUCCUCACGAAUGGGCAUUGCCGGUAUAUUACAUAGUGAUCCAUUGGAGAAGAUCGAAGCAUCACCUAAAUCAUCCCCAAUUCCAAUAGUGACAAUAAGUGCAACUUUACAGCCGAGGAAAAAAACUUCAGCUGUAUCUUCCGAAAAUUCCUCACCUUCGGGUUCUCCUUUGGGUUCUCCAUCCGGGUCACUUGCUGGUUCACCUUCAGGCACACCCCAAAGAAAUUCACCUUCACCAACAUUACCUCCUUCACCCCCAAAAUCACCCCGCGCUACACCCAGUCAAUUAUUAUUCACAUCUUAUCCAUCAAAGAAUCUUGGAAUCAAAUCAGAGUACGCUUCGUCUUGCAAAUCAUUGCCGAUUAUUCGAGAUAAUGACGACAGUGAUGAAAACUUUUUUAAUGGCGGUAAAAAUUUUAUUGCUAAAGAUGAUUCAAUGUUUAUUGAAAGAAAGCCAAUAUUAGAUCCUCCAGUUGAAGAGUUGAAUAUGGUUUUAGGAUAA